AUGGGCUUGUUGGCCGGUUCUUUUCAACAUAAAGAUCUGGUGGUGAUGGAGGAGUAUUUCUCUGACAAGGUGGUUUGGGUGACCGGAGCCUCUGCCGGCUUCGGUGAAGCGCUAUGCAUUGCCCUGUGCCAAUCUGCGAAACCCGGUGGUCUCAUCCUGAGCGCUCGUCGAAAAGAUGAGUUGGAGCGGGUCAGGUCGCGGUGCCUGGAGCUCUUUCCCAAUUUGAAUGCGGAGGUGCUUCCGCUGGAUCUCUCCGAUCUCUCCCGAUUGGGCCCAGUCGCUGAAAGGGCCAAAGGGCUCUUUGGGAGAGUGGACGUCUUGGUGAACAAUGGGGGGGUCGGCUUUAGAGGCCUCGGGCAGGAGACGUCCAUCGAGGAAGACCAGCAUGUGAUGAAUGUUGAUUUCUUCAGUGGCGUGGUCCUGACGAAGGCUUUACUUCCAGAAUGGAUCCAGAGGCAGAGUGGGCACGUGGUCCAGAUUUCCUCGGUUCAGGGCUUCUUUGGUUUGCCGGGUCGAACGGCCUAUGCAGCAGCAAAGCAUGCUGCGGUUGGCUUCUACGACUCCCUGAGGGCAGAGGUGGCUGAGAACGGAAUCGCCGUAACCACUGUUUGCCCAGGCUACAUAGCCACAGAGCAUGGGCGACACGCAGCCCGCAGAGUGGGCACGCACGUGGUGGAGGAUGUGGCCAAAGGUAUUUCGCCCCACGUUUUAGCGCCCAAAGUGCUUGCUGGCAUCGCAAGAAGAAAAGCAGAAAUGGUGCCCGCCGCCCUAGAUGCGAGACUGGCUCGGCUUUUGAGGACAAUCUUUCCAAGUCUCUUCUUCUCCAUGAUGCGCUGCCGGUCCAGGUUGUAA
Molecule: messenger RNA, 852 nt
Organism: Durusdinium trenchii
Lineage: Eukaryota; Dinophyceae; Suessiales; Symbiodiniaceae
Source: the annotation of a GenBank genome assembly